Messenger RNA from Nematolebias whitei (Rio pearlfish), 1772 nucleotides. RefSeq names its product GLIS family zinc finger 2b (gene glis2b). NCBI's taxonomy places the organism in Eukaryota, Metazoa, Chordata, Actinopteri, Cyprinodontiformes, Rivulidae. Gene Ontology annotation, biological process: smoothened signaling pathway; regulation of transcription by RNA polymerase II. Gene Ontology annotation, cellular component: nucleus. The transcript is spliced from 7 exons. Gene Ontology annotation, molecular function: RNA polymerase II cis-regulatory region sequence-specific DNA binding; DNA-binding transcription factor activity, RNA polymerase II-specific. The record is from RefSeq and is a predicted model, not a curated record.
GAGAAGUUUCUCCGCGUGGACCGAACCGGAGCCUCCUCGGCCACAUCCACAUCUCCCCUGUAAGUUGGGAGGUCAGUGGGUUGCAGUCAUGCUGUCCCUGGACGAGCCCCUGGACUUGAAACUCCCUCGGCGGGCCACUGGGAGGGACAGAGGUGCGCGCUCUCCAACCCUCUCACUGCUGCACCCUGAGCGUGUUCGCCAACUCCACAUGACGGAUGAUGGGACGGCAGUUAUAGAGCCCGCGUCACCAGCAUCUCCACACUCAGGUGUGCAGGUGGUCCCUCAUGACCGAACAGAUACCCCAACCCCUCCUGCGGUGGACUUGAGCAUGUCUCCCUCCUCCCGUCACACCCCCAGUUCUCCAGAAAUGAACAACUACGUCCCCUCAGGGGUGAGUACGACACACAGACAUCUGCAGGCACAGACAGAAAGCUUUAACCAUAAUUAAUGUUCUCGUCUCUCACAGGCAUUCCAAUUCUUUGUGCCAAUUGGACCUGGGGCAGGACUUCACUUGCCGUCCUCUAUGUUUAUUGGCCAAACGAACGAUAAGAGGGCCUCUCCUGACCUUUCAUCAGAUGAGCAACUGGCCUGUCGCUGGAAGAAGUGUCAUCUGCUUUUUGACUCCUUACAAGAUCUAGUGGACCACGUCAAUGACUUCCAUGUCAAACCUGAGAAAGAUUCUGGGUACUGCUGCCACUGGGAGGGCUGUGCUCGAAAAGGAAGGGGGUUUAAUGCAAGGUACAAAAUGCUCAUUCAUAUUCGCACUCAUACCAAUGAGAAGCCCCACCGCUGUCCCACCUGCAACAAGAGCUUCUCACGCCUGGAGAACCUCAAGAUACACAACCGCUCACACACAGGUGAAAAGCCCUACAUUUGUCCCUACGAGGGCUGCAACAAGCGCUACUCCAACUCCAGCGACCGCUUCAAACAUACACGCACGCACUACGUAGACAAGCCCUACUACUGCAAGAUGGUGGGCUGCCUGAAGCGUUACACAGAUCCCAGCUCUCUGAGGAAGCACAUCAAAGCGCACGGCCACUUUGUGGCUCAAGAGCAGGGCUCCCCAGGUGGCGUGGGCUCUCUGCUGAAGGGAAGUCAGAGUGGAGGGCUCGCUACUGGUGGUGGUGAUAAGGAUUCAGAGUUGUCCUAUUUGAGCGGAGCUCAUAUCAUCAUCCCUGGAGCAGCAGCUGCUCUUCUGGGAGGUCAUGCCCUGCAGGGCUUGGGUAGUGCCCUUCCUCUGUCCCCCCUCAGUUCUAGGCCCCUGGACCUCAGCACUCUGGGAACCUCCAACUCCCCUCCAGCCAGCUUUGGAGGCACAUCCAUCUUGUCCUUCAGUGGUUCACCUCUGGGCAUGGCCAAGGCUCCUCUGCUCUCCCCGUCGUUUCCCUCUUCGAUCCUUGGACUGCCAAUGGUUCCGAUGCCGGGGGCCACACCUGAGCGCCGGGUCCAGAGCCACCUGGCAAAGAAAGGCAUAGGAGAGGAAGCCGAGGAUGAGGUGCCUGGGGGGGUCCUAAACCUCUCAACAGGAGGGUCUCAUGAUCCGCUGUCCUGGGUGGUCAUCCCCCCAGGUGCUGUGGUGCUGAAGCCAGCUGUAGUCAACUGAUAUGCACACACACAGACGUACACAAACACAUGCACGCACACACACACACAUACACAUUCCAGAAGAGCUCAGGGGGUUGAGGUCAAUGCCAUAGUGAGAGAAUAAGAGGUUAAAGGUGACUGCACAAUCAGUUCCAGGCAGUGCAUUAAGGACGGGUAAAAGAAAAGAA